Molecule: messenger RNA, 6415 nt
Organism: Xiphophorus maculatus (southern platyfish)
Lineage: Eukaryota; Metazoa; Chordata; Actinopteri; Cyprinodontiformes; Poeciliidae
Exons: 2
Coding region: 4145-5410 (421 amino acids)
Molecular function (GO): protein dimerization activity
Source: RefSeq, a predicted model, not a curated record
CGAGACAUAAACUAUUCUGGUCAAAUCUCGUCUGUAGGGGAAGAUCUGUGGACCGCAAUAAACACAAGACUUUAGUUUCGUAGUGUCUUGUGACAGUACAUUUGAAUAACAUUAAAAAGUGCAUUUAUUUGAGUCAUCUUGUCACAUCGAUUCAUUUCACAUAUACAGUGAUAUGUUUUAAGCGUUUAUUCGUGUUUCAUUUAGGUGAUUAUGACUUGCAACUAAUGAAAAUACAAAAUUUUAUUUCUGAAAGAAUAUAACAUAUUAGCAAUAAUUUAAAAAAAGGCGGACAAAAGAAGAAUGCUACGUGAAAAACGGUAAUUAAAAACAAACGCAGAGCUUUGGUUUUUCUUCAGGCCAAAAAGCUUUAAUGGUACACAGUUUGUACUUCAAGAAGUUCCAAAUUGAGUGUUUUACUUGCUUAUUGUGCCAUUUUACAAUACUAAUAUGUUUUUUAUUAAAACUACAACUCUUUUACUUUCCAAGUUUGAACCUUAGUUUCUUGUUUUCCUUGUUUAUUUGCAUGGAGACAAAUGUUAAGUCUAAGCAAAGACUGAACACCAACAUUUAUAGCAUUAGCUAGUUUGCAAUGCAUGUCCCCACAUGGACCUUAAAUAACAUAAAACAAUUUAAAAGAUAGCAAAACAAUAUGUCGCGAUAAAAUAUCAUACACAAUAUAAAUCAUAACAUUAACCUAAAACUGCACACAGAUUUUUAAAUCUGACACCUUUUCUUCUGUUUGUGAAAAUUAAUAAUAAAAUUAUGUAACAGAAAUACGACUAAAUUUAGUAGUAGUUCCCAAGUGCUUAUUGUGCAGAAUCUUAAACGACUUUGUCCUUUUUGCUUUUGUCAUGCAGUGAGACAAGUAUAUUAUUCUGAUUUUACGUGGUUACUUAGUUCAGCUGUUGGCUAGAGUACUUUAUUUAACAGAUGUUUCCCUCACACUGUAUAUUACUAAGUGUAAUUUUAAAACUGUGUUACCUUACAAAGAGUGAUGGAUGAAGUGUUUAACACAAAGACUGGCUGUCUUUUCCAAUCUGAAAUAUUUGCAAACUACCAAAUCUGUCGCUCUUGUAAGUAAGAAAACCGUGUAGGAGCCCAAAGGAACGGUAGGAUACAGAAUUUUGCCAAGAGCUAAUUUUUACAGUACUGGUUUAAAAAAAUAUCCCUUUGCCCAGCUGCUGAACCGAAAGAAAAUAACUGGUUUCUGAUUUUAGCAGGCUACCAGAGCAUGGCCAGCUACAAUUACAGCCCCUGAGGAAUAAUUAGGGAUCUGAAGAUUGGAAAAGGACAUGCGGAUUAUUUACUGUCCAGGCCACAAUUAUUUUCCUUGACAGGAAGGCAGUGACAUUAAACAUCAGCAGCAAUGCCAUUUUCCAACCUACAUGAUAUAGCAUAAAGAUGUUUUAUUGAAGAAGAACCUUAUGAUAAAUUUAUUUAAUUUAUAUGUAAACACAUCAGAGCUUAUGUUUUUUAUUUCCUUUAUAAGAGUUUUAUUACCUUCUAUCUCUUUGUAUGCAGCGUUGCUGUUUCUUUUGUAGUUCGUGUCCAAGGAUUUACUACAAAAUUACAGAAAAUCUUUGUUUUGAAACAUUAAAAAAGCGUAGAGCAGUGUUGUAGUACUCGAAAACGGUCUUGGUCUCGAGACCGGUCUUAAGACCAUUUUUUGAUAGUCUCGGUCUUGUCUCGGACUCGACCACAUUCGGUCUCGGUCUUGUCUCGGUCUCGGACAUUGAGGACUCGGUAUUUUAUUUCAAGACCGGUCAAGACCACAACUGUGAAAAUAACGCUAAAUCAUCAGUAUCAAUUUCUUUAAGAUCCUUCUUUUUAUUGGAUGCACUCCUGAUUCAAAUUAAAGCAAUAACCCGUCUCAUUGGUAAAUGCAUGUUGUUGUUUUUUUAACUGCUGUCGCCCCCCCCCUUUCACCUUGAGCGCGGACUGCAGCACUUCGAUUGAAAGUUACAAGUGGUUGUCUGAGAAGGGGAUAAGAUGUCGGCCAAAUCAUCGGUUAUAAAAUUUGGCUAUUUAAAUCACAAACAAUACAUUUGUAAAGCAACAUUGAGAAAAAAGCAUACAGCGCAAUGUAAGUUCUGCAGUGCUUCACUAUCAGAGACGGUGGGGACUACGUCCAACUUUUAUCGACACCUUGAAAGAAAGCACAAAGAAAGGUAAGCUGUGUGUAAAAGUGAUAUUAGGAAAGCUAGCAAGUUAACGUAAGCAAUUUCCUCGGUAUCAAAAUUAUUCUACCCGGCCAUCACACAGUUCUUAUUUCAAUAUUAGCUACACAUAUUAAGUUAGCUAAAGUUAUAUAUGUAUGCUUUAUCUUUUAGGGUGAAUGUUCUCCUUUCUUAUCCGCUAUUUGCCACCUAGCUUGAUGCACAAGUUGUCACCUAGUAGUGUUUGUGAAAACAUGUCGGACAUUACUGAUUUAAUUUAAAGAAGUGUUGAUUCGUGUUGUGCAUGGACAACGCUGUUUCAAUUACAGCUUUCCUGAACAUGUCUCCGUAUUUCUGUCGGCUUCAUGAGUGGAUUGCAGCACAUAGGUGGAAGCAGAGCAAAAAUAAAAGUCUGAAUAGAUAAUCGUAAUAUAUUUUGGUUCUUGUUCAAUACUUCUCAUGAAGGAGAAGACUGAUGUGGAAGUCUCUACCUAUGUUUAUUAAUAACCAUAAUAAGGUGACGUACGUAACCAUGACAGAACAAUGGUUCGUAAUGGUUCUGUCAAUAAGUAACCAUGACAGAACGUAAUGGUUCGUAAUGGUUACGUUCUGUAACGUAACCAUGACAGAACGUAAUGGUUCUGUCAGCUUGUGCUGGCUUGUGCUGGUGGGUAACCCCAAUGUCUCCAAAGCCAUCAUAUAUAAUUUAUUAAUGUGCCAAACCUGAUAUGUUUAACCUUAAAUAAGUUGUAUUUUCUUGCAUUGGUCCUACAAUUAACAUUAUUAAGGGAAGUAAGCAAAUGCAGUUAACCUUGAGAGACUGAGUCGACUGGACAUAUAAUAACAUCCUGUUCCUAAGUUAGAUUUUUUCUUUCUCAUGAAAAACAAUUAUGAGACAGUGAAUGAAUUCAUUCACUGUCUUAUAAUUAUGAACUAAGGUCAAUGUAAGUUACACUGACCUUAGGAGCUGGAUAUAGCUCCUGACAUUGAAGAUAAGACGUGGAGGUGAUGCUCUGUUGUUUGGCUGUGGGAACUAGUCUAUAGAUAUAAGCAGAGAGUGAAGAGACUAAUAUGCCUCACCUUAUGAAAAAUUAAUAAAUUAGUUGCUUUGUAUGGAUAUAGGCAAAUUACUUUUAGAAACCACAUUGUUAUGUUGCCAUUUACAAUUUCAGGUCAAUAAGUAACUUUUUACCAGUUCACUCUCUAUGGUUCAUACCAUAUCAGUCAUUUAACUUACUUGUUUAUCCAUUUCAAAAAUGUGAUGGCCAAAAUACCAUUGAUUUGCAUUUUGUUUAUCUACAUGCGUUUCUAGUAACAUUACAUUACACAUAUUUGACAUGUAUUUGUAAAGUUCCUACUUAUUUUUAAGGUUGUUUUCUUAUGUAAUUGAUGUUCAUAUGAUCAGAUAAACUGAUUUCUAUGUCCUAUUUAUUAGGUUCCUGGAAUACAAGGCAGGGCAACAGAGUGAUGUCACACAGCCAACAAUAUCGUUAUUUACACAGAAAGUGCAGCUCUACAGCCCACAAUCGCCAAGGCAGCAAGCCAUCAGUGAAGCCAUUGUUCAAGAUUUGAUCAUUGGAUGUUGUCUGCCCCUCUCCCUCGUGGAAAAUGGACACUUUAAACACUUUCUUGAAGUCCUGGACAGUAAAUACACACCAAUCUCUAGAAAAACAGUUUCUGAGAGACGAAUUCCAGAAUUGGUCAGAAAAGUCAAGGAAACUGUCUUGGAGAAACUGAAGACCCAGUCGUCUGUGUCAUUAACAACUGACCUUUGGUCUGAUCGCAGGCUACGCUCCUUUCUUGGGGUGACUGCCCAUGUGUGCUACAAAUCUAAAGAUUGCUAUGCACUUGAAACCUACCUGCUGGACUGUAGGCGUUUUACAGGGAGGCAUACUGGAGAGCACAUUGCGUCUGCCUUUGAGGAGAUCACUGAGGAAUAUGGUAUUCGUGACAAAAUUAGCUAUAUCAUAACAGACAAUGCACCCAAUAUGAAAUGUGCUUUCAAAGUACACAUGCCCCAGCAGCAAUCUGAUGACAGUGAGAGUGAAGAGGAUAAUUUAGAUGACGAGCACUUGUGGGAGGACAUUAAUUCAGAGGAAGACAUUGACUUACCAUGGUCAUCUGGUGAACGUCUUUCCUGCUUUGCACACUCUCUCCAGUUAGUUGUGCAUGAUGGUAUGAAGGAGGUCAAGACCAUUUCUCGCACCAUAGCAAAAACGUCAAAGUUCGCAACCCUUUUACAUAGCAGCUCACAAUUUAAAGAUAAGUUUGAGGCUGCAUUUGGCACCAAUAAAAGUGUUCCAGCUGCAAAUACAACUCGUUGGAACAGUACAUUUAAACAAGUACAGGCCCUUACAACUCUAGAACACAAAUCACUCAGUGAAAUGUGCAACAAAGACUAUGAGGAUGUCGUGUUCAGUGCGCGGGAGUGGAACCAGCUAAAGGAGCUAUGUAUAGUUCUUUCUCCAUUUGCUGAAGCAACAGAGCUGACCCAAGGGGAAAGAUCAGUGACUAUUAGUAUGGUGGUUCCAACUGUACUGGACUUGAACACACACCUCCUCAAGAUGGAGGAGACCCGAAUGCAGUGCCGGCCGUUGGUCAGAGCCCUCCAGCAGUCUCUGGUGAAAAGAUUUUCUGGAAUCUUUACAAAAACAAACAUGGCCAAAGACAGUGGAAGAGAGGAACCUUUUAACCAUGAUGUGUACUUCUUUGCUGCCAUGCUGGAUCCACAGUUUGGCUUAAGCUGGGUGGAUUUAGAUGUUACCAACGGAGGUAAUGCAGCAUCGGUGAAGAAGUUCAGAGAUGAACUUAAGAAGACACUGACAGACACAUUGAUCUUUGGGGUGGAGAACAUGGAGAGUACAGAUGACAAGUGCUCAGAAGCCAUGAAUGUGGAUCCAACCAGUCAUUCGCCACCAGCCAAAUGCCCUCGACUUCUGUCACGCUACAAGGCACAUAAGAAGCACAGCUCCUCUGUCCAGAAUUCAAGUAUUGCAACACAAUUAAACAGAUACUUUAAUGAUAUAAGAGACUGUGACAGUGACAAUGCUCUUGCCUUCUGGGGAGAAAACCAGUCCAAAUAUCCUCAACUGCACAAUUUGGCUUUGAAAGUGCUAUCCGUCCCUGCCUCCUCUGCACCAGUGGAAAGGGUUUUUAGUCGAGGAGGCAUUGUAAUGAGACCCCAUCGUGCACGUUUAGGUGCAAAAAUGCUGCAGUCUCUAAUCUUUCUGAAGUGCAAUGAAACCUUACUUUAAACUAAUUUUAUGUAUCACCUACUUUAUUUCAACCACUGUUCAACUACAUGGUUAUCCUUGUUCUUGAGUUUUGCCAUUGACGUUUUCUAAAGCUUUGGCGUAUUAUGAAACUGCUUCCAGUUGUAUAAUUUUAUUUUUGAAACGCAUGCAGUUGGGCCUCUAAAUGUCAGAUUUCUUUAUUAUGUAUGUUAUGUAUAAGUUGCUACAUCCAUUCAACAGCAGAGUUAAAGAUGCAGUAUGUAACUUUGUUAAAACAAAAAAAUAUCUUUGUAAAAGUUAUAUAGUUUUUUUUAUAUAUUUAUGUCACUAUGUUGUGUCAGUAUGUUAUGAGACUGACAAGCUGUGAAAAUAUUGAGCUCCUCUGCCUUUUCUCCAUGUUCCCAGUGCUAACUGGAGAAAUACACUGCUUGGUCAAAAACAAACCAUCUGAUCCAGCAAAAGGGUCUUAGAACUGAUAAAAGUCAGUCAUGUUUUUGUGCACGUAUUUCAAUGGGGUUUGUAUUUCUGCAGAUGGCAGUAGUCGCUCAGGGAGGAAGUGAAGGAGAUCAAUCUUUUUUUCAACAAAUUAUCUGUCUCAUAACAUAUUGUCACAACUUGGUGAUAGAUAUAGAUUUAUUUAAGAAAAGUUAUAUAAUGUAGCUAUAAUCUGUAUACGAGAGAGAAACGAGAGAAAUGAUUGGCAUUUUUUCAGUUUUACAUAUUUGCACAUGGUUUUGAAAUAGCACAUUUAAAAACAACAUAAAUGUAUGUACUGUUCAUGAAAGGCAGAUAAAAUACUAUUUUGAUCGACUUUGAUUGUUUGAAAUUCUAUGAUUACAACAUAGAAGUACUAAAUAAAGAUGUUUAUGUUUAUUCCAGUUCUCUGUGUAAAAUAUCUAGGUGUUUUUACGUGAAUGUGGGUCUUUUAGAUCAAUUUUAGUGAUUUUGAUCAUGUUUCACAUUUUAUUGUCACAUACUGGCGCUGGUCUUGGUCUUGACUCGGUCUCGACUUCCCUCGGUCUUGGU